AUGUCAGCAGAAGAGGACCAAAGGCCCAACGGGCAUCCACCCUCAGACGGGCCGUCUGAUGGGCCCGCCAUCUCUAAUACGACCGCACCUCUCAAUUCAAGCAACGAAUCUCAUGCGGCUUCUGCCACUCAGCAGCAAGCAAAUGAACAUGUUCCAAACGGACAUGCCCCCAAUGGCUCGGCAGGCGACAGUCCAGCGACGGAUGGCCACAUACCCAACGGCACGUCCACUGCUCAAGAGACAAACACCAACGGCCAUGCAGCCAACGGCACAGCUUUGAAUGGCCAAUCUCCAGAAGGUGCGGCUGUGAGCGGUCCUGCCACUGAUGGCGGCAACCCGACAACACAUGACGGACCAUCAACUAACGAGACUGGCUCGCCUCAGCACAAGGAGGCAGCUCUUGAGAACAGGAUCGAGAGCACACAGAACCCGGAUGCUGAUGGUCACAAGCCACCCAACGAGAAGCCUCACCAUCACUCCAGUGAUCUCAAGGGACUGUAUGUCGAGGGGAAAGAGAAGGUAAAGGACAAGACAAACAUGAAGCCUUCUGGUGGCUUCGAUACAACUCCGCUUCCAGAUGCGCCACCGGGUUAUACGGUGCGUUUCAUCUUCCAUAAAGCCAGCAAUCUCCCGGCCGCAGACCUCAGUACCAGAUCCUCCGACCCCUUCAUCCAUGUCACUCUCAAAGCGGCUAUUCCAAAGCGACAUAAAGAGGACCCUGAUCUCACCCACCGGACAAGGACCGAGAGACGGACGACAGAGCCGGUGUGGAAUGAUGAGUGGGUUGUCGCCAAUGUCCCCUCUGACGGCUUCAUCUUAAAGUGCCGACUGUAUGACGAAGACUACCCCGACGCCGACGACCGCCUGGGUAACGUCACCGUUAGGGUGCCGCAUGUUGGAGAAGACUGGGAAGGGUUUCCGCCUCCGGGCCAGGAAUUCAUCGCAAAGAAGCGUAUGGGAAGCAAACGCGCCUAUUUCUUCAAGGCAAUCACGAGCCAUUUCGACCCGACAGUUGACAUGUCACCGAGGCUCUGGAUCAGCAUGGAGGUUUUAGGAAAAUCGGACCCUCCACAUGCCCAGAUGUAUACGGUUGGACCGACUACGUACUUCAAGCAUUUCAGCCCCAUGAUUGGCCGUCUCACGGGUAUCAAGGUCAACAAGGAUGAGAACGAUGAUGCCCGUUCUGACACGGGCAAUGACAACCAAGACAAUAAAAAUACUCAAAAAUACGAUUUCCAAUCCAAUGAGAUGCAGUUGUCCGGCCCCGUGCCUCCUGAACUAUACCAUCGCUAUGUCGAAUUCCGGCCCAUGAUUGGUCUAAUGUUCGCCAAGAGCGGUUUGAGGGGCAAGAUCCUCAACAAGGCACUGCAUAAGCAACAUAGUCGAGUGUACAAUUUCGACAGUUCGACUGAAUAUGGAGUGUUUAAACCGCGGUCCGAGGAGGCAUCGCUCCAGUUCCUUAAGAUGGUACACUUUGAUGAAGGCGGCCGCAUCUUCACAUACGUACUUACUCUCGACGGCAUGUUCCGCUUCACAGAGACUGGAAAGGAGUUCAGCAUCGACAUGUUGAGUAAACAUACCAUGCACAGUGACGUAGAGACAUACAUUGCCUGCUCUGGCGAGUUCUUCGUCCGCCGGCUAGAGAAACCAGAUGCUUCGGACGACCCUGAGCCAAAGGAAAAGACACACCCCGCAGAUGAGUUACCCGACGGCCCCCCCCACGGACAUCCCCCUCACAACCCUGCACACUACCAGCUCUUCAUCGACAACGAUUCUGGAACAUAUCGGCCCGACAAGUCGAUUCUUCCCAAGCUUAAAGAGUUCCUCGAGGCCAACUUCCCGGGAAUGGGCAUCGUCACCAUGCACUGCGAGGACGAGGAGUUGCAGAAGCUCAAGAAGGAACAGGUGCAGACGAAGAAGAAGGAGGGCAGAAUGGUGAACAUGGUUCUAGCCCGAAGCCCCAGCUCCAGCUCUAUGAGCUCGACCGAGAGUGCGCUGCAGCACAUGGAGGAGGCAGGCGACGACGGGCCGCCGGUGAAGAGCACUACGCAGAAGGCGCUGGAUGCGCUGGAAGACCCAAAGAGCCUGAAGAAGAUUUUGAGGCCUGGACACAAGGAGGGCGAGAGUUCGAAGGCAGCUACGACUGCCGCAAGCUGA
This is a messenger RNA of Colletotrichum truncatum, 2157 nucleotides long. NCBI's taxonomy places the organism in Eukaryota, Fungi, Ascomycota, Sordariomycetes, Glomerellales, Glomerellaceae. The record is from RefSeq and is a predicted model, not a curated record.